GCUGCAAAUAUGGUUUCAGAUUCUCCUCCACCACAGCCAAAAGGAGUUCCGGCAAAUGAUGAAUGGAAAGAAGACAAUGACAGUAGUGGUCCUCCCAGAGAAGCCAAAUGGUGGUAUUCAACAUUCCACACAGUCACUGCCAUGGUUGGUGCUGGUGUUCUUAGCCUCCCAUAUGCCAUGGCAUACCUAGGAUGGGGUCCGGGGACAUUGGUGAUGGUGCUAUCGUGGUGCGUGACCUUGAACACAAUGUGGCAGAUGAUUGAGCUCCACGAGUGCGUGCCGGGCGUUCGGUUUGACCGAUACUAUGAUUUGGGACGGCACGCGUUCGGGGAGAGACUUGGGCCGUGGAUUGUGCUGCCGCAGCAGCUAAUUGUGCAGGUUGGAUGUGACAUUGUUUAUAUGGUCACCGGUGGGAAGUGUCUAAAGAAGUUCAUGGAGUUGGCCUGCACAAAUUGCACGCCAAUUAGGCAGUCCUAUUGGAUCUGCACUUUUGGGGCCAUUCAUUUCUUCUUGUCUCAGCUCCCAAACUUCAACUCUGUCUCUGCUGUUUCUUUUGCAGCAGCAAUCAUGUCUUUGAGCUAUUCAACUAUAGCCUGGGCGGGGAGCCUAAGCCGAGGGCGGAUCCCAAACGUGAGCUACGCGUACAAGAAAACAAGCGCGGCGGAUUCCAUGUUCCGCAUAUUCAACGCAUUGGGACAAAUAUCAUUUGCGUACGCGGGACACGCGGUGGUUCUUGAAAUUCAGGCCACCAUUCCAUCAACCCCUGAGAAGCCCUCCAAGGUUCCCAUGUGGAAGGGAGCGUUGGGGUCUUAUUUUGUCAACGCCAUAUGCUACUUUCCGGUGGCCUUGGUGGGGUACUGGGCCUUCGGGAACGAGGUGGACGAUAAUGUUCUGGUCACUCUGGAGAAGCCUUCUUGGCUCAUUGCAGCUGCUAACCUCAUGGUGGUCAUCCACGUCAUCGGCAGCUAUCAGGUUUAUGCCAUGCCUGUUUUUGAUAUGCUCGAGACGACAGCGGUUAAGAGGUUGAAUCUCUCUCCUGGGCUUGCUUUGAGACUCGUACUUCGUUCUGCUUUUGUUGCCUUCACUCUACUCGUUGGGGUAACCUUUCCUUUCUUUGGGGAUCUUCUUGGCUUCUUUGGUGGGUUUGGCUUUGCUCCAACUGCUUACUUUCUUCCUAGCAUAAUUUGGCUUAAGAUAAAGAAACCCAAGAGAUGCAGCAUCUCAUGGUGCAUCAAUUGGGCAUGCAUAGUGAUUGGAGUUUUCAUUAUGGUGGCAUCAACCAUUGGUGGGGUGAGGAAUAUACUUGCUGAUUCCUCUACUUAUCAAUUCUAUUCAUGAAUUGAAGGUGGUCCC
Molecule: messenger RNA, 1353 nt
Organism: Ipomoea triloba (trilobed morning glory)
Lineage: Eukaryota; Viridiplantae; Streptophyta; Magnoliopsida; Solanales; Convolvulaceae
Product: lysine histidine transporter-like 6
Exons: 7
Coding region: 10-1338 (442 amino acids)
Cellular component (GO): plasma membrane
Source: RefSeq, a predicted model, not a curated record